UGCAGAGAAUGUCCGCCUUACGUUCGCGAGUACGUGGGCCACCGCGUGUGGUCAGCGAUCAGAAACCCCGGUCUCAAUGGAGAUGGCGACGACCAGGUGGACGCCGCCAACACCACCAACCACACAUAUGAUGCCAUGAAGCUGAUCCAAGAGGUGACAGCCAAGGCCAACACAGUCAUCCGGGAGAUGCAGGCAAACCUCACAGUGGAGGAGGUUGAAAAAUUGCCGAGAUAUCAUCCAAUCAGCCACUUCGCCAUCAAGAACACUCGGCGGAAGAUGGAGGACAGGCAUGUCAUCAUCCCUGACCUGAACACACUCUACGGAAUGGAGUAUCAGUCGCCACAUGCAUACUAUGGAGUGUUUGAUGGGCAUGCAGGCACAGACGCUGCCGUGUAUAGCGCUGCGCACCUGCAUCAGUACAUGAUUCAAAAUCCCCAGUAUGAGACAAACCCUGAAGCUGCACUCAAACAUGCCUUCCACAUCACUGACACAAACUUCAUCAAGAAAGCAACAAAAGAGCGUCUGAAGGGCGGGACGACGGCGGUGGUGGCCCUGGUGCGGGAGAAGCGCCUGGUGGUGGCCUGGCUGGGCGACUCGCAGGCGCUGCUGGUGCGUCGUCGGAACCCCGUCAGGAUGGUGGAGCCCCACAAGCCGGAAUUGCCGGUGGAGCGAGAGCGAGUGGAGGAAAUGGGCGGUUGCGUCAUCAACAUCCAAGGCACUUGGCGCGUUCUGGGACAGCUGGCCGUCUCCAGGGCCAUUGGUGACGUGGACUACAAGCCGUACGUGUCGUCCGAGUGCGACAUCAAGUCCUUGGAGAUCGAGGGCGACGAGGACUUCCUGAUCCUGGCGUGCGACGGCCUGUGGGACACCCUCACGCCCGAAGCCGCCGUCAACGUGGUCUACGCCUACCUCACCCACAACGACGGAGACACUGAUGGUGUAGGGCGGUGCCUGGUGGAGGCAGCGAGAAACGCAGGCUCGGAGGACAACAUCACAGCCGUCGUCGUGUUCCUGAGGCCCGUCGCCACACUCAUGGAGGAGGAAGCCCAGAGGAUCGCCCAGGGACAGGUGCCAGACCCUGUCCCGGCCAACAUCAUCUACAAGGACACGACGCCUUCGUCAAUCAACGCCAUAUUCUCGCCGCCCAUCAACCAGUUCGAGUAUAGCACGCCCACCACGCCUCCCUUCAAUCCCUUCGAGAGCGACGAGCCCGUGGGUGCCGGGCCCUACGAUGCCAAGGUCGGGAUGGCCACGGAGGGCGCCCUCACCCCGGCCACGCUCGACUUCAACAAGGACGGCGACGAACCCAUGGAAGGCUCGGAGGCGCCCAGGAACCUCGGGCAGGACUCCGACUCCGACGAGGGCAUCGCAGGUGGCGCCGAAGGAGGACCGGAGCCAGCCUUCAACCCCCACGACGCCCCAACGCCCACGGCCGAGGAGGGUGAGUACAGCCUGGAGUUGCAUAAGAGUUCACUGGCGAAAGAGCUGCAGGGGCGUUGAAAUUUGGUGAAAAUU
Molecule: messenger RNA, 1515 nt
Organism: Penaeus vannamei (Pacific white shrimp)
Lineage: Eukaryota; Metazoa; Arthropoda; Malacostraca; Decapoda; Penaeidae
Source: RefSeq, a predicted model, not a curated record